This is a messenger RNA of Psylliodes chrysocephalus, 2613 nucleotides long. The record is from the annotation of a GenBank genome assembly. Lineage: Eukaryota; Metazoa; Arthropoda; Insecta; Coleoptera; Chrysomelidae.
CGCCUAUAACAUUGAACUCCACGCUCCAACAACUGACAAUAUUCCGUUUUCAGUUCAGUCAGUGCGAGUUCAGCUCACUGUGUGAUUCUAUCGCUUUUAUCCAGCGAUCGGUAAAAGAACGUAAAUAAAGCGCGAUUUCGCUAACGUCCGAAUUUUUAUGAAUGAAUGAACGGCGCUCCGUUUGACAGGUGUGGAGAAAGUGUUUUUAUCUCUCUGACUAUGCCAAAUGAACUGACUUGAGGAGCGUGUGAAAGGAGGAGGAUUUUUUAGCGAUCAUGGCCAAUGAUGUUGUGGUUAAGAUCGAGAAGGUGUUGUUGGACAUUUUUUUGUUAAAUUGCGUCGGCUGGCCGAUCUUUUUUUUGUUCCAAUGGGGUAGUGCGUAUCACAGGGGCGUCUUCUGCGACGAUGAGAGUCUCAAACAUCCCUACAUGUCCAAUACGGUGCCUAGUUGGUCCUUGUACAUAUCUGGAUUCGGUCUAAAUCUGAUAGCGAUGGUCAUGACCGAAUACCUAAACAGGCCGAACGACUCCAGAUCCAUCAUAUUCCUAGGAUUCAAAAUCCCCAAUUGGAUUUAUAACUUAUACUGCGCAUUCGGCAUAUUCGCGUUCGGCGCAGCUUGUUCUCAACUCACCACUGACGUCAUGAAGUACACCGUGGGGCGGCUGAGGCCACAUUUUCUUACGGUAUGCAACCCCGACGUCUGCCAAGGAAACUUCUCCUUGUACAAGUAUUAUGAGACUUACUCGUGCACGAAUUGGCACUACAAGAACGACGAAAAGGUUAUGAAGGAUAUGAGGCUUUCAUUUCCUUCUGGACAUUCCUCCUUUUCGAUGUACACAAUGUUGUAUUUUGCAAUUUAUUUGCACAGUCGUAUGACUUGGGACGGAUCGAAACUUUUAAAGCACACCCUUCAAUUUUUGGCAGUUCUUUCAUCGAUUUUUACAGCUAUGACGAGAAUAUCAGACUACAAACAUCACUGGAGCGAUGUACUGUGCGGUCUUCUGCUCGGUGCCACUGUGGCUGUGAUUACAUCAAGAUUCUUUUCGAACCUCUUCAAUGAUUCAAAAGGCUUUAAGAAAUUAGAACCAAACGAGUUGAGCAAUUUAAACGGCAAUAAUCGAGCCCACGUGUAAAUGUGAUCUUUUUAGGAUAUGCAAUUUUAUUUUAUUAUUUUUUUUUUUUCAAGGGUUACGCUUAUACAAAAAUAUUCUUUUUUUAUUGUUCAAACGACAGAUUUUAAAUGGCACCUAAAAGCAUCAAUAGAAUAAAUUCGUUUAAAUUAUACAGAAUUAUUCUAAAAAUUCGUGAUGUAAAACAUUUCUAUAAUAUAGAUAAGGGUACAAUUUACAAAUUGGGGUCAUUUAAAAUUUUCAAAUUUGACCAAACUGUAAUUUGGUAGCUUUAAAGAUAUUUUUUAAUUUAAAGUGUGAUUUGAUCAUAAAAUAUGCGAUAAUUAUAAAUAAUUUUGACUUCAUAUCAUAAACGAAUUUAAGCCUCUAUCGUAGCUACUAACAGUAUCAUUGUAAAAUUGUUGAUAGUGACUUUUAUUUUAAACUAGACAGAAAUGUGUGAAAUUAAAAAAUUGUGUUUUCGGACACAGAAAUGUUAAUUUUUGUGUCACUGAUGAUAAAAAAAUGCUAUAUAUACAUACAGUGGGAGUCAAAAGUAAGAAAUAUAUUCGAUUUUUGAAAAAAAAAUCCAAAACAGGUCAAUUAUUGUUUUUAAUUCUACAUUUGUUGACGCAAUAUUCGGAUAUACAGGGUGAGGUGUGUAAAUUUUACAUAUUUUACAAAAUUUCAUAGCAAUCCCCAUUUAUUUUUUUAUUAAAUAUCCUAACGCUCCAUCUAGUUACCAACAUGGUAAUGUAAUAAGUGUGUUACAUUACUGUGUUACCUUUCAUGAGAAAAUUCUUAAAGGUAAAUAAUUGUGCUCCGAAUAUUAUGUCAAAAAGUGAAAAAUUUAAAAACAAAAUUGACCCUUUUGAAGUUUUUCCAAAAAUCGAUAUUAAAUUUACUUUCAUGAGAUCCAAAAAUUGAAAUGAGUCACUGUCGACAAUUUGACAAAAUUAUUUACUUAUAGAUAUUUUAGCUCAAUUUUGAAGAUUAGAACAUUGACAAUACUUUUAUCAUUACUAAAAACGACGUAUACAGGGUGAGUCGAUAAAGCGGGGACCAAAAUUGGGGACAGUUAAAAAUAGUUUUUUUAAUUAAUAUUCGCAUGUUGUACCAGAAACAAUACUGCCAACAUGAAAUGAAAUACAUAUACGAUCUACCUUUUUCGUUGCAUCUAACAAUCGAAUGUCAAACAAAAAUGAUAGAACUUUGUAAAUAAUAGCCGAAAGAAUAAUAUACAUAUAAAACGGGCGAUCUUAACAAAAAAAAAAUAUAAAUAAAAAUAUGGUACAGGUUAAAUUUUUGGUAGUAUGUCACCUAUACCUUUUAAAUUGCUGGCCUUGUCUAAAUCAUUUUUUGAAAGUCAAAAUGUGGAAAAACUGAUUUUUGGUUAACUUUAUCUUUUUGGGAAUUAAAUACAAAGGAUUGAGAUUCCGACAAUUUUUUUUAUAAAAUUUUGUUUCUACACUUUUUCCUUUGACCAGUUCUAAUUAGGUAUGGG